UCAUUCUGGCCUACUUCACACCAGUUUUUGUAACUAGCUAGCUAUAGCAACUCUUGAGCAGCACAAAAAUCAAUAACUUCUCCCACUAUUUUUCUCCCCAAAAUGUCUAAACUACAGCUACUUAAUGAGGUUCUCGAUGAAAAAUUAGCUGCAGUUCCCCUGGAGAUAUCCGUAGUAGUUAAAACAACGAUAGCAGAGUACCAGGGAGAAAUCUCCCGUUUGAAGCGGGCGGUUGCACGUCUACGAAGACUGCUGGAUUUGGUUUUCAAACCAGAGAUAAAAUUGCAAAGAUUAGCAGACCUCCAGCAGCUCACUCUCACUGAAGAGGUUAUUCCUGAGCAGAGUCACUGUGAGCAGGAAUGGAGCCCUGGUCUGGGGCCGGUGGAGUCGGAUACCGAAGAGUCUAUGUGGGACUCUUUCAACAUCAUAACUGUGGAGAACCAAACCGAAUCUGAUGGCGAGAGCCACAACAGAGAAUCUGAAUCAACCAGUGACUAUGAGCCCCCCUCUGAACUUUGCACCAUGAUGAAUCUGGUGAUGGGGGAGGCUAUUCGUAAAAUCUGCCAACUAUUCCUAGUGACCUCCUCACGUUUACAAAAUGAAAAUGGGAAACUGAAAACCAAGGUGGAGCAGAUGGAGGAAGAUAUGAAGACAAUAACUGAGAAGGCUGAACAUUAUAGAAUGUCUCUAGCUAAAGUAGAGGCACGAGCGGAACUGAAAGGACCUACCCAUGUUCUGCACAAUGGAAUCAUCUUUGCAAUUAAACCACUUGAUCUCCCAGUGUUGCCUGGAAUGACAGCGGGUUCAGCAUUGCCAGGGAAUGUCAGUCAAGCAAACCCUGUCACUAACGCAGCAUCAGUCCGUGCAGGUCCUGCAAAAGUUUGCAGUAAACCCACAGAGACGUCUUCAUUGGAGAAUGACUCCUCUCUGGGAGACACAGAUGGACUGAAUACAGACCUCUCCCCAAGAGACACUGAAUCCAACGUUGAGCAUAUGAGAGCUGCUCUGCCAGGGAGCAACGAGAGAGACGGCCAUGAAAGCCAGAAAAACAGCAAUACUACUAAAGGGACACGAUCCAAAGAAACCAAACGCUUCAAGUGUGAUAUUUGUGAGAAGACCUUCAGCAAGAAAGAGUUGUUGAGAGUUCACAAGUUAACGCAUACAAGACCCUUCAAGUGCGAUGUGUGUCAGAAGACCUUCACCAGGAAGGGGUUACUGGAAGCUCACAAGCUAAGUCACACAAGACCCUUCAAGUGUGAUGUUUGUGACAAGGUCUUCAACCUGAACCGCUUGCUGGUACGUCACAAGCUAAUUCACACAGGAGAGAGGCCAUUCGCUUGUGGUCAAUGUGGCAAAACAUUCAGAAUGUCCAAGCAGCUCGAACAUCACAUGUUGCGUCACAGAGAAAAAACAUUCAGUUGCAAAGUUUGUGGAAAUGUUUUGUCUACCAAGAAAGAUCUGAAACAACAUCAGCUUGUUCAUGCAGUGGAGAGGCCGUUCAAGUGCCUGACUUGUGACAAGGGUUUCACGUCAAGGAAACUGCUUAUCGAGCACGAGAGAAUCCACACCGGUGAAAAACCAUACACCUGUGCUGUGUGUGGAAAGAGUUACAGACAGCAUGGUGGCCUUAGUAUUCAUAUGCGACGACAUACAGGUGUACGUCCGCAUUCAUGUUCAGAGUGUGGUAAGGGUUUUAUGACAAGCAGCAGCCUCAAAAACCACAUGGUUGUUCAUACAGGGGAGAAGGCAUUUACAUGUGAGACAUGUGGAGCUGCUUUCGGCCAUAAAGGAAACCUUGUGAGACACCAAGUGCUCCACACAGGGGAGAGACCUUACAAAUGUGAAGUGUGUGGGAAAAGCUACCUUCAGUCCACCGACCUAAAAGCUCACAUGCACCGUCAUGGGGCAACCAAACCAUUUAUGUGUGACCUAUGUGGGAAGACUUUUAUGUACAAUUUUCAAAUGAGACGACACCAUCUAAAAUGGCACACAGCUGAAGGAGAGAAGCAGAGGGUACGAAAGAGAAAAGAGAGAACGAGAACCGCCAGGAGACCGGGAACCUCAACAAAGCCAUUCAGUUGCGACAUAUGUUUGAACGGCUUCAGCUCCAUGCUAACUCUGAAAAACCAUCAACGAAGUCACACUGGACAAAAGCAAUACUCUUGUUCCAUUUGCGGAAAGAACUUUGCCUAUAAACAUACUUUUGACUACCACAUGAGACUUCACAGUGGGGUGAAGCCCUACGCUUGUAAAUACUGUGAAAAGAAAUUUGUUCUUAGGCAAGCUCUAGAAGGACAUGAGCGAACCCAUACUGGUGAAAAGCCCUUCAAAUGCAGUUAUUGUGACAAGACUUUCUCAGUCAACACCAAUCUCAAAAGGCAUGAGAGAGUCCACACGGGAGAGAAGCCAUUCAAAUGUGACGUCUGCGGGAGAGGUUUCAGCCAAGCCAACAACGUCAAAGCCCACAUGCAAGUCCACACUGGAGUUAGGCCUUAUUAUUGCAAGAGAUGUGGAAAGGGCUUUUCUGACAUAAGACACUACAAAAACCAUAGCUGUAAUGGUGUGGCAGCAACACGUGAUCGGUCUCGUAAAUCUUCAGACCGUUCUUUCAGAAAUAAAGGAGGUGAAGACAGCAGUGCUUGUCAUAAUGCUGCUGUGAUGUCGACUCAGUGAUAUAAUCUCUAUCAUUCACAGUGGGGCAACCUCCUGCUUUCAGACAUCAGGAACAACAUGGAUGUAUUCAGUAGGGUUAAAAGUUAUCGGGUGAGUUUCUGGAAAGCCUUGUAAAAAUUAGAAAAUGAUCUUUAGGAAAUGAAAUGAGUGCCUGCUGUAAUGCUUGGAGAUCUUGCUGUAAGUCUUAGGGUCAUUGUUCAUUAGCCCACAUUCUCAUGGAUGUGUUUAUUUCUGACUGCUGAAUCAUUUACAAUGUUUUUUUUCUUUCUAUUGUGUAAAUCAUUAAACACCUAAUUCAUGUGUAAAUAUCA
Messenger RNA from Oncorhynchus tshawytscha (Chinook salmon), 2984 nucleotides. Its product is annotated as zinc finger protein 2 homolog. Lineage: Eukaryota; Metazoa; Chordata; Actinopteri; Salmoniformes; Salmonidae. Bases 103 to 2673 code for a protein of 856 amino acids. The transcript has 6 exons. The record is from RefSeq and is a predicted model, not a curated record.